Molecule: messenger RNA, 1188 nt
Organism: Penicillium coprophilum
Lineage: Eukaryota; Fungi; Ascomycota; Eurotiomycetes; Eurotiales; Aspergillaceae
Exons: 2
Coding region: 1-1188 (395 amino acids)
Molecular function (GO): FMN binding; oxidoreductase activity
Source: RefSeq, a predicted model, not a curated record
AUGGCAAACCAGAUCACCCCCCAUUCCUCUCUUUGUGUCACAACAUCAGACUUCGAGAAGGUCGCAAAGGAUGUCCUGCCGGAGAAGUCAUGGGUUUAUGCAUCAAGCUCAGCUGCUUCAGGCCUGUCAAUGAGAACCAACCUCGAUGACUGGUCUCUGAUCAAAUUUCGACCCCGGAUCUUGAGAAGCGUUGAUUCAUUGGACACCCGAAGGAACAUCUUGGGACAUACCUCCCAAUUCCCCUUCUUCGUAUCGGCCAUGGGUACAUUGGGUAGCUCACACCCCGGCGCCGAACCCUUGCUGGUGAGAGGAGCAACCCGCAAAGGAAUGCACACCAUGAUAAGCACGGCAUCUACGAAGCCACUCGAAGAGAUCAUGGACGCCCAUCUGGACGAGCAACGGCUACUUGGCAAUCAAAGCCCUUCGAACUUGUCAUUCCAACUCUACGUGCCUGUGGAUCGGACAAGAGCCAAAUCACUCAUUCAAAGAGUCAAGGCAGCCGGAUAUCAAAGUCUGUGGGUCACAGUGGAUACUUCAACACUAGGAAAGCGUACUGCCGAUCGGUACCUCCAAGCACAAGAAAAUCUCGACGCUGGUUUGACCGAAAAUGCAAGAGACAUUCACAAUGAAAAUGACUUUGCGCCAGCGUUUGGUGGUCGACAGGUCCCUGGCUCGGUAGAUGGUGGUCUCACUUGGGAAGAUCUGGACUGGAUUGCAUCAGAGUGGGGUGGCCCACUGGUUCUCAAGGGAAUCCAAAGCGUAGAGGACGUGAAGCUGGCUGUUCAACAUGGUGUACAGGGAAUUCUGUUGAGCAAUCAUGGAGGCAGGCAGAUUCAUUCCGCCCCAAGCUCACUGAUGACGCUCCUAGAGAUUCGCACCUACUACCCGGAAGCCUUUGACAAGCUUCAAGUGUUUGUCGACGGAGGUCUUCGCGACGGAGCAGAUGUCCUCAAAGCACUGUGCCUAGGAGCAACCGCAGUUGGAGUGGGCCGGCCUUACUACUAUGCCCUCGCGGCAUACGGCGCUGAAGGAGUGGAAAGAUGCACAGACAUUCUCGCUGAAGAAGUUGAAAUCACUAUGAAGAUGCUUGGAGUCUCUUCCCUAGACCAACUACGGCCGGAAAUGGUAAACACAAGCCGACUGUCGAAUGAAAUGUGGCGACCGGUAUUUGGAAAGUCCAAGCUGUGA